Messenger RNA from Microplitis mediator, 917 nucleotides. It is a transcript of the gene Tspo, whose product is annotated as translocator protein. The transcript is spliced from 3 exons. The coding region runs from base 160 to 666 and encodes 168 amino acids. Gene Ontology annotation, cellular component: mitochondrial outer membrane. The record is from RefSeq and is a predicted model, not a curated record. Lineage: Eukaryota; Metazoa; Arthropoda; Insecta; Hymenoptera; Braconidae.
AUUUAAUCGGCAGUAACCAGUGAGCAGUUAGCACAAGUGCACAAAUUCUAUAAAUAUUUCAUCAUCUCCUGUAAUAAAUUUUUUCGAUAACAAUCAUCAAUUAUAUAAUCAAUAUUCCAAUUGUUUCAUAUAAUUAUUUAAAUAAUAUAUUAACAAAAAAUGCCAGUACAUAUUAAUUGGCCAACAGCUAUUGGAAUAAUUGUUCCAAAUCUAGGUGGAUGGGCUGGAGCAAUUAUCACCCGACGAAACAUCACUCCUUGGUAUAAGUCAUUGAAUAAACCAACUUGGACACCACCAAACUGGAUGUUUGCACCAGUAUGGACCAGUCUAUACUCUUCAAUAGGUUAUGCUUCAUAUCUGGUGUAUCGUGACGGAGGUGGAUUUGAAAAGGCUGCUAUUCCUCUGUCUAUUUACGGUGUCAAUUUAGUACUAAACUGGUUGUGGACACCUAUAUUUUUUGGAGCACACAACAUUAAAUUGGCUCUUUAUGAGAUUGCUGCACUAUGGGGAUCAACAGUAGUCUUGGGAAUAACUUUUUUCCAAGUAAAUAAACUUGCCGGUGGUUUAAUAGUGCCAUACUUGGCUUGGAAUACUCUUGCCACUGCUCUCACCUAUUCAGUUUAUCGUAAUAAUAAAAUUACUGACGUUGAUGAGAAACAAAAGUAGAUAUAAUUAUAAUUAGUCAUGAUUUAAUAAUUAAAAUGUAUGCACAUUAUUUUAAUAUUGCUUUAUGGCCUUCUACAUGUAACACACAAUCCAUUCCAGGAAGAUUUUUAUAUAUAUAAUAAUAAUAAUAAUAUUAAUAAUAGUUUUGUUAUUGUUGUUGUUAUGUAUAAUAUACACAAACUUGUGAGCAUAUUUAUGGUGUACAUAUUUUUUUAUUACUUUAUAAGAAAUAAAUGUGAGUUGGCCAACCA